Linum trigynum is the source of this 990-nucleotide messenger RNA. The record is from the annotation of a GenBank genome assembly. Lineage: Eukaryota; Viridiplantae; Streptophyta; Magnoliopsida; Malpighiales; Linaceae.
AUGAAGCAACGUUUGUUCAGUUUGCGUAUGGAGGAAGGUACGUCUCUCAGGAAUCAUCUAGAUCAACUCAAUACCAUCUUGCUAGAUCUGCGGAAUAUUGAUGUUAAAAUAGAUGAUGAGGAUGCUGCCUUAAUUCUGUUAGUAUCUUUGCCACAAUCAUAUGAGAAUUUUGUGGAUUCUUUUAUUGCUGAGAAAGAUAGUUUGUCUUUGGAAGAUGUCAGAUCUGCUCUACAUACUAGAGAGGUUCGACAUAAGGCAUCUGGUUCAUGUUCAGAAAAUCAGGCAUCUGGGUUGGCUGCUACGAGUAGUAGGAGACAACAAUCUGGUAAUAGGAAGGCGAAUAUAAAUUCGAAUUCUGCUGGUUUGAAGGAUGAUAUCUGUCAUUACUGUAAGGAGAAGGGAUAUUGGAAAUUCGAUUGUCCUAAACUAAAGAAGUAUCAGGAGAAGAAGGAAUCAUCCGUUGUUGUGGCGGAAGAAACUAACUCUGAUUCUGAAGAUGGUUUAGCCUUAGAAGUGAAUGAACAGGUACAUCAUCAGGAUGUGUGGUAUUUGGAUACUGCAACUGAUUAUCAUAUGUGUCCAAGCAGGGAGUGCUUUUCAACUUAUGAGCAGAUAGAUGGAUGACAUAUUUCUAUGGCCAAUGGUGCUAUCUGUAAGAUUGUUGGAAGAGACUUUUGAAGAGUUUGGUGUCUGAAAAUUUUGGUUGCAUUUGAGUUUGGCGGUUUCGAUCGCAUUUGGAUACGUCUAGCAAUAUGUAUCGCAUCUGGGUACAUCUGGCAACUUUGGUUGCGUUUGGUACAUCUGACAACUUUGGUUGCGUCUGGUACAUCUGGUAUUUGACAGAGAAUUCAAGUCAAGGUGGAGAUUGUUAGAAUAUGACUUGAAUUUGAUUUGGGUUUGUUUUGUGUUUGGGCCUAUUUUGUUUCGGUUUGGGAUUGGGUUUUAUUUUGACCUUUUCCUUGUAUGUUUGGAUAAAGGUAUUUGGUUUUC